CCCACUAAUCUCGCUACGGGCGCUGACUUAUUUUCCCCGGCCACGCGCCACCCGUUCCGCCGAGACGGGCGGAGCAUUCCUUCUUAUGUGUCGGAACAAGCAACAGAAAUGUGUCAACACACCGCCAUGUCUCCUCCUCUUCUAAUCCUUUCUCUCUUCUCUCUCAUUUCUUUUUCUUCUUCUAUCUCACUUCCUUUCACUCAGCUCUCUCCUCCGUCUACAAAUUUUAGUUUGCAUAUAGACUGCGGCGGUCACGCGGAUUCCACCGAUGCAUUCAACACCACGUGGCUCGCCGACCGCUACUACACCGGCGGCGCCACCGCCAUGGUGUCGGAGCCGCUCAAGUUCAAGCACCAGCACGAGAAGACCCUGCGCUACUUCCCGAUAUCCGCCGGGAAGAAGAACUGUUACGUCAUCCCUAUCCCCGACGGGAAGUACCUCCUCCGCACUUUCACGGUGUACGACAACUUCGACGGGAAGUCACACUCCCCGUCCUUCGAUGUUUCCGUUGAGGGUACCUUGGUCUUUUCCUGGCGUUCCCCGUGGGACGAUUACAUUUCCAGGACCGGAGCCUAUGCGGAUCUGUUCUUCACCGUCGUCGAUCGGGAGGCGGAUAUCUGUUUCUACAGUAUUGCCACUGAUUCUCCCGUCAUUGCCUCGCUUGAGCUGACCCGAGUCGACCCGGCGUCGUAUUCAGUCAACGAUACCGAAAUUCAGCCCUCAUUGAACACAUCUGUACUGGUGAAUUAUGGUAGGUUUUCGAGCGGGUCGGGAAAGUGGGGACCCGGAUUCAGCAAUGACACUGAUGUGUUCGGCCGGUCCUGGCAAUCAGACAGGGAUUUCCGGUCUCCGGCUACAAAGAAGGGAAGUAUUAAGGCCAUUUCAGCAGUUAAACAUAUUGAAAAUGCAGAGAAACCUCCCAAUUAUUUCCCCUUGAAACUGUACCAAUCCGCUGUAACUGUUGUGGGGGAAGGGAACAAGUCUUUGGAGUACAGUUUACAAGUAGAUGCAAAGUUGGAUUACUUGCUAUGUCUCCACUUUGCAGAGAUUGAUCUGAGUAUAUACCGGAAAGGGCAGAGGGUGUUUGAUGUUGAGGUGAAUGGAGAGAAUGUGAGCAGAGUGGAUAUCUAUGAUAAGGUCGGCGAUUUUGCUGCAUACGAUUGGUUUCAUGUGGUCAAGAAUUUGAGUAGUACUACUCUGACCGUGAAGCUUGUGUCUGUGGUGGGUGCGCCCAUCAUUUGUGGGCUGGAAAAUUAUGCCAUUGUGCUGACCGAUCUUAAAACCGUUCCUGAUCAAGUUGCUGCCAUGAAAGCUUUGAAAGAAUCCCUUCGUAUACCUGAUAGAAUGGGUUGGAAUGGUGACCCCUGUGCCCCUACUACAUGGGAUGCUUGGGAGGGUGUCACUUGUCAUCAGCCUAAAAAUGAAUCUGCACUUGUGAUAUCCCAAAUAGAUCUUGGAAGCCAAGGCUUGAAGGGUUUUAUAAGUCCUGAAAUUAGUCUUCUGACUAAUUUGGUAAGCCUGAAUUUAAGUUCUAAUUCGUUGGAAGGUACUCUUCCAUGGGGUGUUGGCCAAAAAUCUCUGGUGAAGCUGGAUUUGUCAAAUAACAAGUUGACUGGAGACAUACCUUAUAGUCUUGUUGCUUCUAGUUUGCAACUCAUGUUGUUAAAUGGAAAUUUACUAGAAGGACGAGUCCCACACGAACUUUAUUCAAUUGGGGUUCACGGUGGAGCUAUUGAUCUUUCUGAUAAUAAAGGGCUAUGUGGUGUGCCUUCUUUGCCAAAUUGUUCUAUUUUUUGGGAUACACAUGGUCUAUCUAUCGCGGGUAAAGUUGGUAUCGCCAUUGUAUCUCUGGUAACCUUAUUGCUUGUGUUGUAUUUGGCUUAUUGGUUCUACAAGAGGAGGCAGAAUGAUUAUGACUUUGCUCUACCACAUGAGCUUUUGUCAUUAUCGGCAAAGCGGAACAGAUACCAGAGGCAGAAGUCGUUGAUGACUCUAGAGAUGGAAAGCCAGCACGCCAAAGGAUACAUGCCUGCCUACAACAGGAGUUCCAGUUCAUGAUCGAUCGAUCAAACAAGAUAUAUAUAUAUAUAUAUAUAUAUAUAUAUAUAUAUAUAUAUAUAUAUAUAUAUAUAUAUAUAUAUAUAUAUGAAUAUAAACGUGUACACUACUACAACUACUACGUAGAAAGCAGACUGUAAAAACAUUUAUUUAUAUUAUGACAGAUCAGAGGAGGUUCAAAAGGAGUGGUGGGAGCUGAGGUUAGAGAGAGGUUAAAUUUGAGAGGCUUUUAGUUGGCAGGCAUAUUUCCACUCCAGCAGCAAAUUUUGUACUGAAAAAAAAGGGGGGGAAUGGGGUCGGGGGAGAAGUCACUUAGUGUUGCAUGCAUGUGGAAUACAAAUGUAUGGGUGUCCUUUCCUUUUUUUCUUUUUUUUAAAAAAAAACUAAACUAACCUUUGAUGUAUGUGAUAAGGCAAAUGAUAGAUUAGAUGUAUCAAUCAAACUGUAAUUUUAGAUUUCCAUUGUUUGUUUCCACUUUAGUUUCCACUCAUUAUUACGGAGUAUGAAUUAAGCUAUGUAUUUGUA
Messenger RNA from Cuscuta campestris, 2583 nucleotides. Lineage: Eukaryota; Viridiplantae; Streptophyta; Magnoliopsida; Solanales; Convolvulaceae. The record is from the annotation of a GenBank genome assembly.